CGCGGAGGUUCGCUUGGUGGCCGCCGCGGUGGCUCGCGCGACAGCAGUCACGCGCGGUUGGCGGCGGGCCGCUCCCGCCGAGGCGGAGCGAGGGACUCGAGGAGGCCCCAGAUAUUCAUCUCCUGAAGUGUGCGGGCGCAACAAUCCAUCUCCGAACAGCCCCGCUCAUUCGGUCUCUGGUUACUGAGCACCCCCCGCCCCGGGUCCAGCCACUGCAGACCGUCUUUACUAAAAUGUUAAACACAGCUUGAAGUCACGUGCCCAUAAACUGGCAGAGCUGGAAGGACCUUCGCCAAGACAGUUAACGUGACGGUGUGUCUCCCACGGAAAAGCCCUCCUCUAAACACCUGACCUGUAGGGACGCAUCCAUGCCCCACAGCCUUAUGGAGCCGGCCUUUCCUACUGCAGCACAGCGCUCAGAGCCGGGUUCAAACCCAGGCGAGUUCACCUGGUGAUCACAGAUUGCUAAUAUCACAGACAAUGACAGCGGAUUCCAGAAUGGCUGCGGGACUUGAUUCAGUUACUGGGGGAGUAUCCCGUUUUAAACAUUUGAUAUGACAUUUGCACAUUAGAGUUCCUAAAUCUAAAAAAAUUCAGGACCAUUAUAUAUGGUGAGAUACACACACACACACACACACACACACACACUCUGCUAAAAGGUUUGGUACCUUCAAGAUAAUUUACUUGCAGGCCAUGUGUUUUUAUAAAUCCAUGGAUGCUAGUUAGAUGAAAUAUUAAGGUUUACAUACCAAUGUUCACAAAUUUAGACUAAUAAGAUCUGGGUUUGAAUCUUGACUGCUACUUUGCGAGUUUGGGUAAGCUUUUGUUAAAAAGGGUCCUUGAGGGCCGUCCGAGUGGCUCGGUUAAGUGCUCACUCAAGAAUGCCAGCUCUGAACAACAGAGUCUCUUGUUCGAUUCCCUGCCCGAGCUGAGCUGCCAACAGGUGGUAGGAUGGCUCAGCUAAAAAAAAAAAAAAAAGGGUCCUUUACCCUUAGUUUCCUUAUGUACAAAAAGUGUAUAAUACCCCUUAGGGUUUUGUGAGGAUUAAUGAACUCUCAUAUAUGGGUUCAUCAGUGGGUUCAUGCAGAGUCCAAGUAGUUGGCACUCACUGAAGGAUAGCUAGUUUUAUCUAUUAUCAUUCUGCCGCCCAGAGAGAAGGUACAAAACUACUAUGUAAGGCAUUUCUCUUCUCUGAACCUAAAAGCAAGGGUAAUACCCUGGAGCUAUGCAUUCUGACAAUAUGUAGGCCCAGUCGCCAGACUUAGUAAAAACACCUUAGUAAGUGCUCAAGAGGAAUAACAAGCGCAGGCCAAAAAAUAUUUCUUGAAGACAGCUGUAGAACAAGUUCUAAAUUUUUCAGAAAGAAGUUUUCUUCAUCUAGCCUGCAAACUGGUUUUUGCCUGGAAAAAGAAAAGAGAACUACACAUUUAUUUGCUCCUGCAGUGCCAAGUUUUGAAAUAAGCACUACAAAAUUCUCGAAUAGUCCAUUCAUGAUCUAUGCACAGGCAUAUUCUCUGAAGAUAGUGCCAUUUUACCUCCUUUUUCUUGGAUUUUUGGAUCAUUUGCUACAUAAUUACAAGCAUGGAUCUUAAUGGCUCUGAACAAGAUCCUGAAAUGAAGGCAUAUUCUGCUGUCUGGGUUGGCAGAGAAGAUAACAUUAAAAAAUCUGAAAGAAUGACAGCUGUUGUCCAUGAUAGAGAAGUGGUCAUUUUCUACCACAAAGGAGAGUAUCAUGCUAUGGAUAUUCGCUGUUACCACUCAGGAGGACCUUUACAUUUGGGAGACAUAGAGGAUUUUGACGGACGAUCGUGUAUAGUUUGCCCCUGGCAUAAAUACAAAAUUACUUUGGCAACAGGAGAAGGACUGUAUCAGUCUAUAAACCCUAAAGAUCCAUCAGCAAAACCCAAGUGGUGUUCCAAAGGAGUAAUGCAAAGGAUUCAUACAGUGACAGUGGACAAUGGAAAUAUUUAUGUGACUCUUUCUAAUGACUCUUUUAAAUGUAACUCUGAUUUUUAUGCCACUGGAAACUUCAAAGUAAUUAAGAGUUCUUCCUGAUAAAAUUACAUGGCAAUGAAAAAUGUUCUGUAUGUUUUGAAACUAACCUUGCUUCAAUACCAAAGACGAUUAACUUUUUCCAACAUAGGCACAUUUGUUAUUUAUCUUUUAAAAUCAUGUAAAUCUGAGAGGUUCAAAAGUACAUGUACUGAAUAUGAUGUAAGGAUUAUUAUCAGUAUCCAUAGAAUACAUUUCAUCCAUUCCUCUGUAUUGAUUGGAACCUGAAGGUUUAGGGUCUGGUAUGUGCAUUUUUAGAAGGAUGAAAAUUAUUUAAAAUGACUAAAAUGAAGAAAAGGUAAAAAAUAAGAUCUAAGAAAAAUUUGUGGGGAAAAUCCCAAUUUGAUGUAGCAGAUUUUAUCACAGAAAAGGUUUUUAAUAUAUACAAAAUAAACAGAAUAGUACAAUAAACUCUUAUGAACCCAUCUUCAC
Messenger RNA from Hipposideros armiger (great roundleaf bat), 2484 nucleotides. It is a transcript of the gene RFESD, whose product is annotated as Rieske Fe-S domain containing. Gene Ontology annotation, molecular function: 2 iron, 2 sulfur cluster binding. The transcript is spliced from 7 exons. Lineage: Eukaryota; Metazoa; Chordata; Mammalia; Chiroptera; Hipposideridae. The record is from RefSeq and is a predicted model, not a curated record. The coding region runs from base 1582 to 2055 and encodes 157 amino acids.